Messenger RNA from Anisakis simplex (herring worm), 279 nucleotides. The record is from the annotation of a GenBank genome assembly. NCBI's taxonomy places the organism in Eukaryota, Metazoa, Nematoda, Chromadorea, Rhabditida, Anisakidae.
AUGAUAUCGGGUGAUCAAAUGACGACUAACAAUCUCGGAAGGGAUAAUGUCGAAGAGGCGCAGGCGCUCUCAAAACGCUUAGGUACUAGUGGUGGCUAUUUGAAUCCAACGGCUACUGAACUGUUGACUGCUGAAUCCAGUCUCGACGCUGCAAGCAACUGUCCACUUCUCGCAAUCGUACCACCACAGCAAGUCCUUCUGGCUAAACAGCUGUGCGAUCUAACGGUAAUGCUCAUCAUUAUGAAUGCGUCAUUCUUGCCAACGUUUAUCUUUAUCUAG